Molecule: messenger RNA, 1391 nt
Organism: Rhinichthys klamathensis goyatoka
Lineage: Eukaryota; Metazoa; Chordata; Actinopteri; Cypriniformes; Leuciscidae
Product: engulfment and cell motility protein 1
Exons: 7
Coding region: 412-1041 (209 amino acids)
Source: RefSeq, a predicted model, not a curated record
GCCCAAUCGGUGCAGAUCACUCAUAUAAACAAGCAAAGCAGCAUUCUAAGGGUUCAGAACUGAGUCUUUCUUUCAGUGAGGAGUCAAAGGGAAAUACUAGAUUGGGUUCUACUAUUUUUUUUUUUUUUUUUUGCCCCCCUUUCUCGUACCUGCACGCAGACAGAAUCUAUUCUUUCUGUGGGACCAUCUGCUGUCGCCUGCAUCACUUCUCUCGCCCCAUUGCCACUGUGACCAGAUAACAGUGUUUAUGGUUUAUUCCUUUAAUACAAACAUUGAAAUUUCUGCACUGACACAUGGACAUGGCUGUGACAUGUGGAGAAAAAACAGAAAUGGUACGCCACCCAAAGUGUCACAUUGCGAUUUAACACGGUGGGCAGUGGCAGGCCACACAGACCCUUGCUGAAAUCAGAGAUGUUGAGCCAGGAGGACCCCAAAUCACGCCCAAUGCUAGAACUACGAGAGAAACUCCAGCCAGAGGUGACCGAGCUGAUCAAACGGCAGAGGUUGAACCGCCUGUGUGAGGGGACCUGCUUUAGGAAGAUCAGUGCUCGUCGCAGACAAGACAAGUUCUGGUAUUGCCGUCUAUCACCAAACCACAAAGUGUUGCACUAUGGAGACGUAGAGGAGUUCUCACAAGGACAAAUAUCACACGACUCUCUCCAGGAGAAAGUGACAGUAGCAGAUAUCAAAGCUGUGGUAACAGGUAAAGACUGCCCACACGUGAGGGAGAAAGGAGCACUUAAGAAUAAGGAGCUGCUGGAGCUGGCUUUUUCCAUUCUCCAUAACUCUGAUGAAUACCUGAACUUCAUUGCUCCAGACAAGCAUGAGUUCUGUAUUUGGACUGAUGGCUUGAAUGCUCUUUUGGGAAAAGAGAUGACAAGUGAGCUCACAAAAUCAGAUAUGGACACUCUGGUUACUAUGGAGCUGAAACUUCGCCUCUUGGACCUUGAAAACAUUCAGAUUCCUGACGUCCCUCCUCCUGUUCCCAAAGAGCCCAGCACUUACGACUUUGUUUACGACUUUACCCAGCAGCACACUUGAGACUGGAAUAAAGUCCUUACUCAAGCUGAAAAUCAGCUGUAAGGAAGGAGUACUCACCUUUUUGCUAUCUGUUCCCUCUUUCCUCUUAUAUGGACGGAAUCAUGUUCAGAUCAUACAUUUUCCUCUAGAUUGUGACUAUGAUGUGAUGCUUUAGUUUUCUUUUUCCUUUAAAUGCCUCUCAUGACUUCUGCAAAGAGAAAAACUCACAGUAACAUUUCUUCUGUCGCCAGUUUUAAUGAACUCAAAUUGGGGUAUCAUUCACAACGUUUUGUGUAAGUAUAUGUCUAGUGUAACACUGAGAAUUGAUUUGUUUCACAAUCAUAUAAAAUAAAAUUAAGUCUACAUUUACA